Messenger RNA from Helicoverpa zea (corn earworm), 1722 nucleotides. Its product is annotated as myrosinase 1-like. Gene Ontology annotation, molecular function: beta-glucosidase activity. Bases 102 to 1610 code for a protein of 502 amino acids. The transcript is spliced from 9 exons. Gene Ontology annotation, biological process: carbohydrate metabolic process. The record is from RefSeq and is a predicted model, not a curated record. Lineage: Eukaryota; Metazoa; Arthropoda; Insecta; Lepidoptera; Noctuidae.
CACCGGCAAAAAUUCUGGGGCACUUGACGAGCUAACCUGUGUCGCUGGGUGUCCGGCACACAACAGUUCGCCGGAGGAGGUCGACGGCGCAACACGGAACCAUGGCGAUGUCAGGCUGGACCAUACUCGCGCUGCUGGCGCUCUGCCACUCAAGCAUAGCAUUUAGGAAGUUCCCUGAAGGGUUCACUUUUGGUGUGGCAACUGCUGCCCAUCAGAUCGAGGGGGCCUGGAACGUCAGUGGCAAAAGUGAAAAUGUCUGGGACCGUUUGUCUCACUCGCGCCCCGAGAUGAUCGCCGACGGCACCAAUGGUGACAUCGCUUGCGACUCCUACAACCGCUACAUGGAGGAUGUUGAGGAGCUGACCUACCUCGGCGUGGACUUCUACCGGUUCUCACUGUCAUGGGCUCGCAUCCUGCCCACCGGCCGCAUUGACGUCGUUAACCCCGACGGCAUUCGCUACUACAACGACCUCCUUGAUGCUCUUGCUGAGAAUAAUAUCGAACCCCUCGUCACCUUAUUCCACUGGGACUUACCCCAAGCACUACAAGAUCUUGGAGGUUGGGCAAACCCUAAGAUGAUCCAUUACUUCCGUGACUACGCCGACUUGUGCUUCAAAGAGUUCGGAACCAAAAUCAAAUCUUGGAUUACCUUCAAUGAACCUUAUGAGAUCUGCGAAGAUGCUUAUGGUGACGAGAAGAAAGCCCCAGCAGUUGACAGCCACGGUGUUGGCUGCUACUUGUGCAGUGACACUCUGCUGAAGGCUCACGCAGAAGCUUACCACUUGUACAACGAAACCUACCGCCCUGUUCAAAACGGAAGGAUCAUGAUCUCCAUCAACUCCAUCUGGUAUGAACCUAGCGACCCUGAAAGUGCUGAGCAAGUAGCGCUUGCUGAAGUGGCUAACCAAUUCAAGUUCGGUUGGUUCGCCCACCCAAUUUUCACCUCUGAUGGAGGAUACCCAUCGGUCAUGGUUGACAAUGUAGCCCGCCAGAGUGCUGCUGAGGGCCUUUUGAAAUCCCGCCUGGAGCAGUUCGAUGCAUACUGGAUCCAGAGGAUUAAGGGCACGUCAGACUUCCUGGGUAUCAACCACUACACCACGCACUUGAUCACCGGCGCUGGUGUCGACCCUAUCGCUAAGUCACCCUCGUGGUUGAAGGAUAUCGGCGCAGUUACUACUAUGGAAGUCGGUGGUGAUUCAGCUUCAGAAUGGCUUCGAGUAGUGCCAACUGGCUUCGCUAACCUGCUGCGUUGGUGCAAGAGCUCAUACAACGACCCACCGAUUUACAUCACGGAGAACGGAUUCUCUGACUACGGUACCUUGCUGGACUACGGCCGCAUCAAGUACUUCAACGACUACCUGAAUGAGAUCCUGAAUGUGAUCUACGAUGACGGAGUCAAAGUCCUCGGCUACACCGCGUGGACGCUCAUGGACAACUUCGAAUGGAGGGCUGGAUUCUCUGAACGAUUCGGUUUAUACUACGUGAACAUCACGGACCCAGCGCGGCCCCGCAGGCCCAAGCUAUCAGCUGAAUACUUCAAGGAGCUGUGCGCAACGCGCGAGCUGCCGAAGGACCCACGCUUCUUCGAACCCAGUAUUGCAUACAACUGAAGCUGAGGUGUUGGGUCGAGCGUGGUAACAACUAGUAUUGUAUUAUAUUUGUAUUAAAAGGCAGCAUGUGUGCACUGCUUGUUAUCGUUAACAAAUAAAUAAUUUAAGCGUU